UUUUUGACUUGUGUUUCUCGCUUUAUCUAUCUAUCUAUCUAUCUAUCUAUCUUUGAUCGUAUAAAAAUAAUGUCAACAAUUGAAAAACAAUCGAUUUAUAAUUCAAUAAUGAUGCCGACAAAUUCGUUUUCAAAUCUUACAACAACAUUAUUACCUUCAUCAUCAUCAUCAUUACAACAACAAGAUUCUACAAAUACAUCAUUAUAUGCUGCCAAUCUUAUUGCUAACAAUUUAUCACCAUUAUCAUUAGAAUUAUUAUUAUCUAAACUGCAGAAUCAACGUAAAUUAUUAUCAUCAUCAUUUUCAAUGAACAAUAAUCAUGAUGAUGAUGGUGAUGAAAUUCAUUGUGAAAAUCAACAGAAUAAUUUUGAUAUGGCCAUUUUACAAGAAUUUAGUCGACAAUUAAAAGCUAAUAUCGAACAACAACAACAACAACAACAACAAUAUCCCAACAACAACAAUCAAAUUGAUUUAAAUUUCGAUAUAAAUCGUGCUUUUGUUGGACAAUUGUUGAACAAUUUAUAUAAUCCAAAUCUUUUGCAACAAACAACAACAACAUCGACGCCGACAACAACAACUACAGCAACAGGAAUUUGGAAUCCACAUCAUCAUCAACAACAACAAUCAAAUUAUUCGGUAACAGAAUCACCAUCACAGGCAAAUGAUAAUCAUUUGAAAUCAUUGAUCAAUAAUAUUGAUAAAUCAACAACAACAAGAAAAUUUAGUUCGGCAAUUGAUUUGACCAAUAAACUUGAUAAUCAACAACAACAACAACAACAAUCACCAACAGCAAUAAAAUCGGUUAUUAAUUAUCAAUCAAUCAAUAAUCAUCAUAUUGAUAAUAAUGACGAUAUUGGUCAUUCAUCAUCAUCAUCAUCAUCACCACACACACCUACAUCAUCAUCAUCAUCCACAUCAUCAUCAACAUCAUCAACGGCAAAUACAUCAAAUCAAUCAUCAUCAAUCAAUCAAAAACCACCAUAUUCAUAUAUUGCAUUAAUUACAAUGGCAAUCAGAUCAGUACCUGAUCAUAAAAUAACAUUAAAUGGUAUUUAUAAAUAUAUAAUGGAUAAUUUUCCAUAUUAUCAUGAUAAUAAACAAGGAUGGCAAAAUAGUAUUCGUCAUAAUUUAUCAUUGAAUGAUUGUUUUAUAAAAGUAAUUCGGGAGAAAAAUAAACCAGGUAAAGGAAAUUUUUGGACAUUGGAUCCAAAAUUUAAUAAUAUGUUUGAAAAUGGUAAUUUUCGUCGCCGAAAACGUCGUAAUAUUAAACAUCAGCAACAGCAACAGCAGCAGCAGCAACAACAAAGACAACAUCAACAGAUGGUUGAACGGAAACGUAUGGCAAUGAAUAAUCAUAAUCAACAACAUUUAAAUCAUCAAAAUUUUCAAAUUCGUUCUAGUCUAAAUCAUGAUAAUCAACAACUGGCUAAUAAUAAUAUCAAUCCAUAUGAUCGUCGUUUAUUGACUAACUUAUCGGUACAAGAUUGUUUUCAAUCAAUGAAAAUUCUUGCCAAUUCUGAACAACAACAGAAUUCACAUUUUCAUCAUAAUAAUAAUAAUAAUCAUAUUUCAUCAUCACAAUCAUUUGUUGAUUUAUCACGACAACAACAACAACAACAACAACAUUAUAAUCCUCAAUCACAACAACCAUCAUUACAAUCAUUAUAUAUGACAGCAUUAUAUUCUAAUCCAUUGACUACAGGAACUAAUGAUAAUUCUACUGUUGCUAAUAAUAAUGCUACAGGUUUAAUUCUUGAUUCUUAUCAUCAUCAUCAUCUUCAUCAUCAUCCAAAUCUAUCGAUUGCAUCAUUAAGUAGUGGUGGUACAUCAUUAUCAUCAUCAUCACCACCAUCAUCAACUAGAUCAUCACCGGAUAAUCAUGAUUUGUUGGAAAAUUAUUUUGAAAUUGAACAACAUCAACAACAACAACAACAACAAGAUGGCACUAUUGAUCUUCGUAUUGAUACGAAAAAAAAUCAAGAUCGUCUUGGUAAAGAAUCAUUAAACAUUAUGAUAAAUGAUGUGGAAGAUCGUUCAUCCCCAGCAUCACCAUCAACAUCAACAUCAUCGGCAACAACUGUUGAUGUUGGCAACGAUAAUAAUAAUGUUCAUAAUACACCAUUAUCAUCACCUCGAACACCAUCUAGUGUUGAACAAAGAAACAAAGAAAUUGGUCAUCAUUAUUCAUCAUGUUGUUCACCAGAUGACACUACUGGUUCGGAAAAUUUUAAAUCAAUGGCUAUUAACACAUCAUCAUCGACAUCACCAUUAAAAGAUUAUUCAAUUGCAUCAAUCAUUUCAUCAUCAACAUCAACAUCACCACAAUUAUCAUUAACGAUAAAAUCAACAGAUAUUGAAGAUUAAAUUAUCUCAAUUUUUAUUAUUAUUAUUAUUAUUAUUAUUAUUAUUAAAAAAUUUAAAGAAAUGAAAACAAAAAUCCCUCCAU
Messenger RNA from Dermatophagoides pteronyssinus (European house dust mite), 2446 nucleotides. RefSeq lists its product as uncharacterized. Gene Ontology annotation, biological process: anatomical structure morphogenesis; regulation of transcription by RNA polymerase II; cell differentiation. NCBI's taxonomy places the organism in Eukaryota, Metazoa, Arthropoda, Arachnida, Sarcoptiformes, Pyroglyphidae. The record is from RefSeq and is a predicted model, not a curated record. Gene Ontology annotation, molecular function: DNA-binding transcription factor activity, RNA polymerase II-specific; RNA polymerase II cis-regulatory region sequence-specific DNA binding.